AGAUCUGCUUCAUAUCCCCUCUGUCUUCGUGCUUAGGGUUUUGGAUAAUCUUCUAUGCUUUUAACUGUCUCUGCUGCUCCCUGUAUAUAUGUUAGAUUUAAGAAACGAAUGUAUUAUUGAAGUGAAGCCUGAAAUCUGCAAGUGAUUUGUGUUUUUAUAGUGUAUUAAAUUAGUCGCAAAAUUUUCUCAAGGGGAUUUCUGAUGGUUUGUCGCGGGGAAAGAAACCUGACGAAAUGGAAAAUUUGGUAAAGGACCUGUGGAAAGUGAAUAUGAGACACCAACACGCAUCUGAGGUUCCAAACAAGGAUAUUAUAUCUCAUUUUGUUCUUCGUUUGGUGUAUUGCAGAACGGAGGACCUGAGGAAAUGGUUUCUUUCUAUGGAAUCUGCACUCUUUCGAUACCGUUUUCGUCUUCUGAAUGCUGAAGCUCAGAGGGCAGUCAUGGAUGAAUUUGACCUUCCUUACAGGGCUGUUAGCAAUGUGGAAUUUGAGAGCAUAAAAGAGAAAUUGGGACAAGUUGCACGUUCUAUGGGUCAGCCUUCACCCACUGUUGAUGCUAUCUUCUACAAGGUACCAUUUGAAGAAGUUCCAGAGCUUGUUGCUGGACGGAAAGUGUUUAUAAAUCAAGGAUAUGCAUAUGUUGCAAUGAAUCAGAUUGUUUCACUUGUAGCCACACUAUUCCGCAGUCAGCUGUCAAAGACACUCAUCCUUACUAACAGAAAAUGGACAUCUUCAAUUAGAGAACAAGAAAAACAUAGGUGGACUCCUAUUGUGGAAGCCCUAUGCUCAAGUGAUCUGGGUCCUGAUUAUUCUCAGUCAAGAGAAUAUGGUGAUAUGUCAUUAAAGGACAUUGAUCAAGUUGCCAAGAGCUCAUUUCCUUUGUGCAUGCGUCACCUAUUUGAUAAGCUGAGGGAGGAUCAUCAUUUAAAGCAUGGAGGGAGGAUGCAACUAGGCCUCUUUCUCAAGGGUGUUGGCUUGAAUUUGGAUGAUGCACUUGCGUUUUGGAGGGCGGAGUUCUCUAAAAAGGUUGGUUUGGAGAAGUUUGAGAAACAAUAUGCGUACAGCAUACGCCAUAAUUAUGGAAAGGAAGGGAAGAGAACUGAUUAUACUCCCUAUUCUUGUCUAAAGAUUAUUUCAUCUACUCCCGGAGCUGGAGAUCAUCAUGGUUGCCCCUAUCGACAUUUCAGUGAAGAGAAUCUAAGAGCUGCUCUCAGUAGAAUGGGGGUAAACAGUCGAUCAAUGGAAGAUGUGAUAGACAAAGUGAGAAAUAGACAUUAUCAGUUGGCUUGCACCUUAACAUUUGAAGCUCUUCAUGGCAUGCCGUGUGAUGCAGGGAUUAACCAUCCAAAUCAAUACUUCAGUGACAGUAAAAAGAUAUUACAGUCUAAGAAGGAUUCUUCAGCCUAGAGAAUUUUGGUUAUUGCAGAAGACUGGUUCUGGGGCCCAUCUCAGGCGUGGGUUGGUGCCUCUAGUCAUGGAUUUGCAGAGCAGACAAUGGUAAAAUAUUUUAUGUAGCUUCCAAAGCAGUUCAAAGGCGGGAGUUGGUAUUCGAGUCAUUAUUAUCCUACAAGUCUGGUUGAAAAUCUGGCACGAUUGGAUAUUAACUUUGUAGUAUAUUCCUCUUUGUAGCCAAAACGCAUGCAUGUAACCUGCCCUAAGUUAAUUCUGGUAUGUGUAAAAUGCAAAGCGUUGUUGCACAUUAUGUGAGGAAACUGUACAGUAUAAAAAUGACAUUUAUGAGGGUGAUAAUUUAUAUAGAAUAUUGGUUGUAAACAGAGGUGUGGGAACCUUUCAAAGAAAGAUGUGCAGUUGGCUUUUGAUAUGGGUUAUAUGUAGGGGUGG
This is a messenger RNA of Cajanus cajan (pigeon pea), 1841 nucleotides long. NCBI's taxonomy places the organism in Eukaryota, Viridiplantae, Streptophyta, Magnoliopsida, Fabales, Fabaceae. The record is from RefSeq and is a predicted model, not a curated record.